Messenger RNA from Phytophthora infestans T30-4, 438 nucleotides. RefSeq lists its product as uncharacterized. The coding region runs from base 1 to 438 and encodes 145 amino acids. The transcript is spliced from 2 exons. The record is from RefSeq and is a predicted model, not a curated record. NCBI's taxonomy places the organism in Eukaryota, Oomycota, Peronosporomycetes, Peronosporales, Peronosporaceae.
AUGCCGCCGAAGUCUGCUGUAGCUGCCGAUAGGCUCAAGAAGGAGCUAGCAGCCCAAAAAGCUCGAGCUGAAGCUCUCAAGUACCUCCAUUCGACUGGAAGCGGCCCCAGCCAACGCGAAUUAUCGCAGCAGCAGCAGCUCCGACAGAAACAGACUGCAAAUGCCACGUCCUCAGUGGCCCAGCGUCGCGUUCUUGGUGCACAGCCAGAACCAUCAGCGGCCGACAAGUUUGACCCUCGAGUGAGAGACAAUACGCUGCAUGCAGUGGCAUCAAGACGCGCGCAUGAGCUCCAGAAUGAACACCAGAUUGAGCAAAAGAUGGAGAGCUACCGAUUGGAGUCGAAAACGACGGAACAAUUUAAUACUUCGCCUCCAGGAUGGCAGGAGGUAGUGGAUCCAGUAUCAGGAGACUCGUACUAUUGGAACGAGACUGAUUGA